Molecule: messenger RNA, 878 nt
Organism: Hevea brasiliensis (rubber tree)
Lineage: Eukaryota; Viridiplantae; Streptophyta; Magnoliopsida; Malpighiales; Euphorbiaceae
Exons: 5
Coding region: 66-878 (270 amino acids)
Source: RefSeq, a predicted model, not a curated record
UUAUACCACCGGGUGCAUUAAGAAGGGCAAGGGGACAUGGACAUCAAUCAAGAUCAUUUUUACCUAUGACAUCCACCCAAAGUCAAACUGCAUCAAUUGCACGUUGUUCGUUAGAGCCACAUAAUGACAUCUCUCUUUUUCAAGAUGUUGAUCAUAGGGAAGAAGAUGGUGGAGUACAAGAACAAAUACCUGAACAAGUGCAUGAAGAUUUUGAUACUGCAGAAUGUAAUACAACAAGGCAACAUCAAAGUAAUAAUAAUCCAGCUCAGGAAGAAACACAAGAAGGUAUUUCCAAUAUACAAAAGAAGAGAAAAACAAGAGGAAUGAACAAGGGUAAAAAGAUUGCAGCACUUAAGGAUGGAGAAAAACUGGAUGUGGUUUUUUAUAUUAAUCGAGUUGUUGGAGAAAAUCAUGCAGAAUGGUCAAGACAUUUGGGCAAGAUAGUGCGUGACCCAAACAUUUGUCCAAUAAGAGUGCACUCAUGGAAGCAAAUUGGAGAAGAUGCAAAAGAUCAUAUGUGGGAUUCAGUCAAGGAGAAAUUUAAAAAUGUUGACAUUGAGCUAUAUCGAGGAAAGACUUUAGAGCAUAUGAAUCAUUUGUGGAAUAAUUGGAGAGGGGAUUUGAAACGCCACAAUAUAAAGCCUUGUGGUUCUUUUCCAGAGUUGUUGAAAAAUGUUCCUCAAGGGAUGCAUCAAGAAGAUUGGGAGUGGUUAGUUAAGAACCAUUUUUGCACCCAAAAAUUUAAGGAAACAAGUGUUCGAAGCUCUGAAAAUAGGAAAAAUUUAACUAUGCUUCAUCGUACUGGUAGCAAACCUUACAAACAAAUUAUCUAUGAUUUAGUAAUGUUAGUGAAAUUUUUUCAUGCUUUUGCAUUUUAG